Molecule: messenger RNA, 3141 nt
Organism: Vespula vulgaris
Lineage: Eukaryota; Metazoa; Arthropoda; Insecta; Hymenoptera; Vespidae
Exons: 2
Coding region: 2221-3093 (290 amino acids)
Source: RefSeq, a predicted model, not a curated record
UUUCUUUCUUUUUCUUUUUCUUUUUCUUUUUUUUUUUUUUGUAUAUUUCUUUUCAAUGUAAGACACACGCACUCGUACGUAGUUCAAUAGUUCGUAGUUUGUUGUAGAUAUUUUUGUAAAGUCAUUAUCGAUCGAACGGACGCCAUUCGUGUUAAUGAUUCAUUCAAGUUCAAUUAUUUAAUCUUUCUUUUUUAUUAUUAAUUCUUUUUUUUUUAGUCCGUGAAUUACAAUAUCGUGCGUAAGAUAGGAAAAAUCAUGAGAGAUUAAUUCUCUCGAGCGUGGUAUUGUAGAUUUUCACUGUACUCAGCUACAACAAGUGAUAAAGCUACUUUGAUAAAUACCAGUUCAGUAUGCUUUUUUUUUUUUUAUAAACUUCUGUCUACAUUGAUGCCAACGUGGUAGGUUAAUUCCAAAGAAUGAUCCAUCGAUAUUCUCGAGGAAACGUGCUCAGUCGUGCAUUAUUUAAUCAUCUCUUCGUUACAAUGUGUGGUAUCGUUUGCGUGUAGUACAAAGAAGAAAAAAAUAGAGAGACAGAAAAAUAGAAAGAGACAGAGAGACAGAGAGAGAGAGAGAGAGAGAGAGAAAGAGAAAAAAAAAAGAAACUAAUACAUUUAGAAUUAAUGUUGAACAUUUGGUUCAGGGGAAGAGGACAUACAUAUUAACUAUUUUUUGCUGACGUUUCAUACUCGCGAGCAUGUAUCAAUUUUACGAUCGACGCUCCGAUUGGCUUGAGAAAAGAGAGGGGAAAAAAAAGAGAGAGAGAAGGGAAGAGAGGAGAAUGGGAGUAUGACGUUUAUACAAUUUUGUGCCGAAGUUCACGAGUCUUAUGUAAAACUUCUUACAUUCGUUUAAACGAACACGAAUAUCUUUAUCUAAUGAAUUACGAAUGAAACGAACGGAUGGAUCGUCGUGGCCAUAUUCGAUUCGAUUAUAUUACAAAAAAGAAAGAAAGAAAGAAAGAAAGAAAGAAAGAAAGAAAGAAAGAAAGAAAAGAUCGAUUAAAAGCCACGUGUUUACAAAUCCGUGAUUCUUCCGAUAAUUUCUUUGUUAUUUUUUUAUUUUUUAUCGAGUCACCCGGUAUGCACGUGUUUGGACAAAUGCGUUCGAUAAGUAUCACGUGGUUUGGUCACGCUCCAAGAAUAAAACGAUGACGUUGGUCGAUCAUUUUAACGAUGAUACAAGGCUUCUAGUGUAAAAGAUAGAGAGAGAUAGAUAGAUAGAAAGAGAGAGAAAGAGAGAGAGAGAGGGAGAGGGAAAGAGAGAGAGAGAGAGAGAGAGAGAGAGAGAGAAAGCAAACCCAUCCAAACACAGCGUAGAAAUAAAAUGCGUCGGUCAUCUUGGUUUGAGCAAACUCCUCAACGCAGGCGCGUUUACCAUAGAGUAGAGCAACAUGGACAAACAAGAGCGUACACACCACUACUCCGAUGCUUGCUAGCCGAUAUGGACGGUUGGGAGAAGAGAAACUGGUUGUUGGGGCCUCAGUCGACCCGUGUGCGUAGAACGUGUCACGUGUGUUGUUCCGUCGCUGUUGUCGAUCCACUGACUGAAUUUAUCUGCCAGUCGCCAUAGAUUCCAUCUUGUUUGACGCGAGGUGAGUCCAUUCUACGAGAAACGUAAUAAAAAAUAAUUUCAAGACUAGAGAAUAAUAAUCAAGAGAACGACGAAAAAGAAGAAGAAGAAGAAGUCAUAUUUGAAGAAUAAUAUUGAGAAUAAUAUUUCAAAAGGGAGAUCAAGUAUAAUAUUUAACGAACAGAAAAGAUCGAUAGUAAUAUUUUUCAAGGAAUAAGAAAGAAAAGAAAGAAAGGAAAAAUAAAUGAAGGAUGAUAUUAAUAAUAUUAUUUGCUCGAGUAUUGUUAUUAUAAUUAUUAUUUCUCUCUGUCUCUCUGUCUCUCUGUCUUCGUCUUUUUAGAAAUAAGAUAAUAAUCUUUAUGAGAAGUGAAUAAAGGAAAAUAAGGGAGAGUAAAGAGAGAAAUUUUUCCGAAAAAAAAAGAAGAAGAAUAAAGAUUAGAUUUAUACGAUCGUGGUUAUUCGAGGAUAAACAAAAAGAUCGUAGAGUUAUUUUUCAUGAGAAACGAAGGUCGUAAUUGUUCAAUGGACUUUAAGAAAAAUGAAAUAGAUAUUAUAAUUUCGGGGGAUAAUAUUUAGAAGAACUAAUACUAGUUUUAAGGCCUGAAAAAUAGUCCUUUAUUCGGGGACCGGUUUGUAGAAAGUUUCAAGGAUAUGUCGUCGACGGAUCUUGUUGGAUACACGCACGAGUUCCUAGCGGAAUUCAUUCAGCUUUACCGUGCUCAACCUUGCCUAUGGCAGCUCAGGUGCAAGGGUUACAAGGAUAGACUUCUUCGAAGUCGUGCAUACGAUGUCCUUGCACAAAAAUUACGCGAGGUAAACGAAACUGCGGAUAGGAAUACUGUGAUCAGAAAGAUCAACACUUUGAGAACGGCCUUCAGAAGGGAGUACAAUAAAGUUAAAAGCUCGCAAAGUGCUACUGGAGAUCAACAAAAUCAAUAUAAAUCUUCGUUAUGGUAUUACGAUCUUUUGAAGUUUGUCGCUGAACAAAAUAACGAAGAUAUUUUGUCUGGAAAGUCUGAAAUUAUGUCGAAGGAAGAAAAUAGUGGGACGAAUUUGUCGAACGAUGAAACGUUGAUACAUAACGAUGCAGAAAAAAUAGAACCACCGUCACCGAUACCAUCGAGAUCGAAUACACCGAAUAGCUUUCGUCCUGUGAUCCUUGGAACUGAAGGAUCUUAUGGAAUGGAAUAUUCAUCAUCGACUAUCGAUCUACCGGCUUCGAAUAAAAGAAAACAUUCUGAAUGCGAGAGAGAUCAUUGCACGAGGUCUACUAUGACGCAAUCGGCUUACGACGUCUCACCUACCAGAAGGAUCGUUGCUUGUUCUACGUCCGACGAUUUGGAAACGUUCGGUCUUUACGUCGCAUCGAAAUUGAAAAAAUCUACCGAACGACAGUGCAUCAUUGCCGAAAGGAUUAUAGCCGAAGUAUUGUUGCGUGCGAAUUUUGGUACAUUGGACGAAACUACAACUCUUACGGAAAAAUCACCGUCCCGUUGUUUUCUCGUAAUGGGUGGUGAUCGAUAAAGGAUAACGUAUGAUUCUCGAUCGAUAAAUUUUUUGUUUGUUUGUCUA